Daucus carota subsp. sativus is the source of this 456-nucleotide messenger RNA. RefSeq names its product ethylene-responsive transcription factor ERF023. Bases 1 to 456 code for a protein of 151 amino acids. Gene Ontology annotation, molecular function: DNA binding; DNA-binding transcription factor activity. NCBI's taxonomy places the organism in Eukaryota, Viridiplantae, Streptophyta, Magnoliopsida, Apiales, Apiaceae. The record is from RefSeq and is a predicted model, not a curated record. Gene Ontology annotation, biological process: regulation of DNA-templated transcription. The transcript has a single exon.
AUGAACUCUACAAAAGUUACCAGCAAAAAUGUCUUGAAAUCUCAGGGCAAGUGCGUCGAGAAUUCUAGGCAAUCGAAUGGUUACAGAGGCGUGAGGCAGCGGCACUGGGGCAGAUGGGUGUCGGAGAUUCGGGAGCCGCGGAAAAAGAAGAGAAUAUGGCUAGGUUCUUUCAAGACGGCAGAAAUGGCAGCAAGGGCUCAUGAUGUGGCUUGCUUUCAUCUUCGAGGUGACAAGUCUCUGCUCAAUUUUCCGCAAGAAAUCGAGUUUUUGCCCCGGCCUUGCUCGUCGGACCCGAAAGACAUUCGGGCGGCCUCUUGUCAGGCAGCUGGCUUAAGAACCGUGGGGAUUGACAAGGAGGAGGGUAAUGCAAGUGGUGAUGAUUUUUGGACAGAACUUGAAUUGCCGGAGCUCUUAGAUUUUGAUAUAUUAUUCAACGAUGUCCUAGUCGUGCCUUAA